This is a messenger RNA of Physcomitrium patens, 1255 nucleotides long. RefSeq lists its product as uncharacterized. Lineage: Eukaryota; Viridiplantae; Streptophyta; Bryopsida; Funariales; Funariaceae. The record is from RefSeq and is a predicted model, not a curated record.
UGGGAGUACCUGACGACGAGCCUGUUCUGUCUUGAUCGAGUUAUGGAAGCUACCAAGGGAGUUACAUACAUGGAUCAAGAUAGUUCAAAUGUAAGGUCCAGGUUUGUAUGGUAUUCAUGGCUUGGGCGAGAGGGUAUUUCAUUCAACCACUCUUUCCCUUGGAAGGUCAUGAAUUAGUUAUCCCACUUGCCUGAUCAUGGCCGGAGUUGCACUUGGAGAUCCUUUGUACGAGGUGCAGAAUGGAGUGUCCCAUUUUGAUUCCUCGAGUGAGAAAACAGCCAUAUCUCUCUCUGAGGACACUGGUUUUGACGACAAGAUGUCGGGUCACUAUGUCCACAUCCUCAAUGGAAACAAGGUAUUUAAACUUGUGGUGGUGCUCCAUUCCACCGCCACUGCAGCCGAUCAAGCAGCCUGGAGCAAAUCGUCACCUUCGCGUUUGGACCUGCAAGACAAGGGGAUCACUGCAACACCUCCCACUGAGUCCGAGGCGAAUCGGUUGGCAGAGAUAGAGGCCACACCCAGAUUGCGGACAAUCCUGAAAGAAUGGGAGCAGAACUUCAAUUACUCGUGGGGGAAAAUUGAGAACGAGGAGAACAAAUGCAACCGACACCGGAGCGAGAUACAUCAACUAAUCGGGUACUUUAGCGUCUUUCAGGGUGUGGUGCUCACUGCAGUUGCGCACACGAGUUCCCUCAGCUGCCAAACGUGGUGGAUCCCCUUCACUCUGUCAUCGUUGGCAUGCCUUGCAACUCUUUGGGCCGUCACACAAAAGCUGAGGAGCCUCUUCUUCUUGAAAUGCAUUCUCGAAAAAGACCGACAGCAGUCACAGGUGCUGCAUCUGCAGAUAGUCUUGCUGAAGAGCAUGGGGAAAGACUUCGUGUUUCCCAAGCUCACAAAGUAUCAUCAUUCCGAGGCUGCAACAACUAAGACGGGAUUCAAGUACAUCUAUUCUUUGGUGAUUCUUUUUCUGGUAGUCUUCAGCAGCGUUUUUCUUAUCUCGUGCCUGAUCAUCCUCUGCCGCCCAGCAGGUUAACUUUGAUGAGUAAUGGUAGUUGCGUAGAGACAACUGGUGCUUUAGAAAAUGGGUGCAACUAUGUUGCCAAUUGUCGCUAUGUCCAAUGGGCGGAAGGCAAAGUUCCAGCCUCCUUGAUGAUUGAUCUUGCUGCCAUGCCUAGAUUGCCAUGAAAACAGUUUUUGGCAUGAAAUGCAGAAAAAUUCUUCAUUCUAUGCAAACUCCAGCAACGGUGUUGGAUGA